UGAAAAAUGUAAAAAAAAAGUAUUUAACAAAAACAUUUGAAAACAGGCAGUUUGAAUGUCGCGUUUAUUCAAAUUUGUAAAGUUAUCCCAACAAAAUGUAUCGUGCCAGGCCAUGAACUUGAAUCUCCAGUCACGCAAGUGGAACUUCAUAAACGGCACACCUGUAGCACCAACCGGUCAUGAAUCAUUUUACCUCUUCGAACCCUCAACCGGGUCAAUUUUGUGUCAAAUUGAUGAGUCCAGUAAAAGUGACGUCGAUGCCGCUGUCAGAGCGGCUCAGCAAGCAUUCAAGUUGUGGAGCCGGACAAGUGGCUUAGAGAAGGCCGAAGUACUUCGAAAUACGGGAAAGCUACUUCGAGAAAGAUCAAAAGAAUUGGCAGUUGCCGAGACUGUAGAUGCCGGAAAGCCUAUUUGGGAAUCAAAAUGGGAUAUCCAAACGGCAUUUGACUGUUUCGAAUAUUUUGCCGGUCUCAGUCCGACUAUAAGCGGGCAGCAUAUUAAACUCAGUGGGGACAACUGGGCCUACACUAUUCGUCAACCUAUAGGAAUUGUCGGCGCCAUUGGUGCAUGGAACUACCCUAUUCAAAUAGCAGCAUGGAAACUAGCCCCGGCAUUAGCAUGUGGCAAUACUGUUGUUUUCAAACCUUCACCUCUCACUCCGAUCAAUACUUUGACAUUAGCUGAAAUUCUGAAAGAGGCUGGCGUUCCAGAUGGGGCUGUGAAUGUCGUUCAAGGCCAGGCCGCAACUGGCCAGUAUAUGUGUGAACAUCCGGACGUGAACAAAAUAACGUUCACGGGAAGUGUUCCAGUAGGAAAAACCAUUUCAAAAAUAGCUUCUGAAUCAUUGAAAAGAGUAACAUUAGAGCUGGGAGGUAAAUCCCCAUUGAUCAUAUUCGAAGACGCAGUUAUGAAAAAUGCCGUAAAUGCAGCUUUAAUGGGUAACUUUUUAUCUCAGGGCCAAGUUUGCAACAAUGCUACUCGCGUUUUUGUCCAAGAGUCUAUUUACGAUCAAUUUGUUGAUAUGAUUUGUGAAGGUGUCGAGAAAAUUAAUGUUGGUAACCCGCAUGACGAGCAAACGACUAUGGGGGCUCUUAUUUCCGAGCAGCAUUUGGACAAGGUUCUUUCGUACGUUGACUCAGCUGCUAGAGAAGGCGCUGUUGUUGUCGGAGGAAAACGAAUGAAAAUUGGCGAAGGUUAUUUCAUGGAACCAUGCGUGCUUUUAAACUGCCGCGAUGAUAUGAAAGCUGUGAGGGAAGAAAUUUUUGGACCGGUCAUGUCAGUGCUGAAGUUUUGCACUGAAGAUGAAGUUCUGGAACGAGCAAAUGCGACCAAGUUUGGUCUGGCCGGUGGAGUGUUUACUGAGAACCUAGCCAGAGGUCACCGAGUGGUGGCUGGUCUGCAGGGGGGAGUGCAGUGGAUUAACAAUUAUAACACAUUCACAGUAGAGGUGCCAUUCGGGGGUCUGAAGGAAAGUGGAUAUGGGCGGGAAAAUGGACUGGCGGCCAUUGAACAUUUCACUGAACUGAAAACGGUGCUAGUUGAAUCUGGAGACGUAUGGACUCCUUUUGACUGACACUCCAUUUAGCCAAAGAAUUCCCAAACUAUAUUUAUUUGAAUGAAGAAAACCUAAAGUAUAUCAUUUGAUUUUUUAAUUGAAUGAUGAAAACAGCUGUAUUAAAUAUUUAUGUAUUUUGCGACGCAUUGUUAUGAACGACGAAACAUUCACAGUCAAAGGUAAAUCCACGUUAAAAUUCAUUUUUGGACAGCAUGUGAGCAAGAUAACGGGGUCCAAAAUAUCGAAAUUGUAUUUGAAUUAUUUUACCAGCUACAUACAUAAAGCAAAAGCUAAAUAAUAGCCUGGAGGAAAAGUACUGCUCAUCGAGUAGGAUAUCCUGGAGAGGAAAAGAAGUUGGUCAAUUUUUAUCAUUAUUAUGAUUAUUAAUAUUAUGAUUAUUCUGAUUUGCACGAAUUGGGUUGCUCUGAUAAAAAG
This is a messenger RNA of Symsagittifera roscoffensis, 1990 nucleotides long. Its product is annotated as 4-trimethylaminobutyraldehyde dehydrogenase-like. The transcript has a single exon. The record is from RefSeq and is a predicted model, not a curated record. Bases 56 to 1573 code for a protein of 505 amino acids. Gene Ontology annotation, molecular function: 4-trimethylammoniobutyraldehyde dehydrogenase (NAD+) activity; aminobutyraldehyde dehydrogenase (NAD+) activity. Lineage: Eukaryota; Metazoa; Xenacoelomorpha; Acoela; Convolutidae.